AAAUAUAUGUAGAUACAUAUGUAAAUGAAUGCACAUGCAUGUGAUUGCAAUUUGUAAAUGUUUAGUAUGAGUGACUAUUAUUUGUUUUGAGUGCAAAAGUGCCCGGUGAACACAACGAAAGUGUAAAAUUUUAAGACAAAACAGAGAGAAGAGCGCCGUGGCAUUCAUAUCAAACGGUGAGCAACAUAACAAAGAGUUAAUAAAUUGCUAAGCUGCGUGAAAAGAGCCAAAAGAGAUAAUUGUUAAAUGUGACGUAAGAAGAAACAAGUUUCAAAUAAGCAAACAAACAAAAAUUUAAUAAAAACAUACGAUUACAAAAAGUGAAUUAAUUAGAGAUGUUAGCGGGCACGCACAACACGCACGCAGCAGACAAAUGCGAAAAUGGUAUGUACAAAUGGCAAAAACUGUUUGCGGUGUAUUUUUGUGUAAAUAAGCGUAGUGAAUUCGCAUAAAAUAAUAAUUAUUUUUAUAAUCGGCAAUGAAAGUAAUAAUGUUUGCAUACUUAAUUUCGUAUGCAGUCGCUGUGGGUCAUGCGAAACUAUUGCGACUCGAGAACACAUUGACUGGCGCGCUUGUGUUGACUGCAGACGCUAUCGGAGGUGCUGCUACGUGGAAUUAGCAAGCAUGCGAUUGAGCAGCAAGUGCCGGUGGGAAAAUAUUAACAAAAUGACAAAAAACGUGUGUUUAAAUAUCUGUUUUGUGGAAAAGUAUGUAUAGUAAAUAAAUAAAGCUGGUAAAACAGCUGAGUAUUUUUAUGAGUACGGAGAGUAACAGCAAGUGCAACAGUUGUGUUGAAGCAGAGUUAUAAACAGAUACUAAGGUGCGCGAGCAAGAAACAGGAAUAAAUUAAAUAAAGAGCAACAAAGAAUAUAAAAAUUAAUAGUGACAACAAGUUAAAAGUUAAACAACAAAACAUAAAAUAAAAUGAAAUCGAAAAUACAACAAUUAAUAACAAAAAAUUUUCCCGCAGCACCAAGGAAUUCCAGCAACUGUUUAUUUAAUGAUUAGAUAAAAGUCAAAACAACAACAAAUAUACUAAGUCAAAGCCCAAAAGUUACACAUACGCCUAGUGGCGACUACACAUACUACGAUAGCAGUAAAUGAAACAUUAUCAACGUUAAAGCAGAUAUGUACUUAAACACAUUCGUACAAAGUACAUAUGUAUGUAUGUAUGUAAAUAUGUAUUUAUUGAAACUUUAAAAUAUCUAGGCAAUACGCUGAUAACAUUCGCGGUUUUUACCUUUCGCAGUUGAUUUUUGCCUUUUGCGAAGUGCGGCCAAAACCGUUUUGUGUUGUGAGAACGUGCGGGUUUAUAAUAAAAUCAAUAUAAAUUAUUAAAAAAAUAAAAAAAUUGAUAUAAGCAAAAAUGUUAACAGAAUUUGCGGGCAAUUUGGCACAUCACCUGGAAUUUGGUCAUGCCUUGGAGAUUGUGGCGAAGACCAUAGACAGCGCCUCAAGAUUCCAAAUCAGUUUGUCGACGACCAAAUCGGUGAUAGAUCCAAAUGCCGACAUCGGUUUGCGCUUCGCUUGCUACUUUCGCAAGGACAUAAUUGUGCGCAAUGCACGUAUCGGUGGCGUGUGGGGUGCGGAGGAGAUACAUGACAUUGAAGGUCAUUCAUUGCAGAAUCCCAUUGAGUCGGGAGAGUUUUUCGUAAUUUACAUACUCGCUUGUGAGGAGAAAUUUCACAUAGCGAUCAACAAUCGGCCCUUUUGCACAUUCAGAUACCGCAUGCCACUCCAGUCGCUGCGCAGCAUCGAGAUAAGCGAGCAAAUACAGGUGAUUAAGCAGGUGGAUCAUCGCGCUGUCUUUCCCUAUCCCUGGCCAGCAAUACAAUCAUCCGAUUUUGGCAAAGCUUUCAGUAAUGAUUCGCCGAUAAUGUUCAGCCCCGGGCAUUUGAUUGUGAUAACCGCGCGUUGUUUCGAUAAUAAGAAGGGUCAAUUUAUAAUUAAGUUUUUGGAUAGCGACACGAAACGUGAGGAGCUGCAUUUCAGCGUGCGUUUCGAUCAGAAAGCUGUGGUGCGCAAUUCAAUGAAUAAGGCCUUUGAAUUUGGACAAGAGGAGCGCCAUGGCGGUUUUCCAUUCGUCUUUAAUCAGCAAUUCAAGCUUGCCAUCGCCUUUACGGAGCGCGAAUUCCUCACCGCCGUGGACGGCUAUAACUUCUGCAGCUAUGCCUAUCGCACAACAAAUGUAUUUCAAAAUCUUGUCGGCUUCAAGGUCACAUGCAUAAAUGGCUUGCACAUGCAUGUGACGGGUGUGGACCACUUGCAAAUGGGUGACCCUUCUUGCACGGGUUUCGAAAAGUAUUCAAAGCACGACUAUGAAUGUGCUUAGCACCAAACAUACCGUAAAACAAAUUUUCUUGUUUCACGCAUUGAAUAUAAGUAUAAAUAUUUUUUGUACAAAACUAUUAGUCAUACAUAAGAUUUCAAAUGCGAAAUAAAAAUCGCCUACGAAUAAUACAUA
Messenger RNA from Bactrocera neohumeralis, 2464 nucleotides. Its product is annotated as 32 kDa beta-galactoside-binding lectin. Lineage: Eukaryota; Metazoa; Arthropoda; Insecta; Diptera; Tephritidae. Bases 1367 to 2332 code for a protein of 321 amino acids. The record is from RefSeq and is a predicted model, not a curated record. The transcript is spliced from 3 exons. Gene Ontology annotation, molecular function: carbohydrate binding.